UGAUACUAAAAUUCUGAUAUAAACAUAUUUUUAAAUUUAUACAAGGUCAAGUGUGGACCUGAAUGAAACAAAGAAUAUGAGGAUACUUAUGUUUAUUACAUAUAUUGAUAAUUUUAGUGAGAUACAAAGCUUUUAUGCUAAAUAAUGUUCGUAUAGGCAUGAACCACUCAGUAAAUAUUCUUAAAAUGCAAAUAGUUUUUACUCAUUUGAUAUAUGCUGACCAUAAUGAAAAGCUUUAUAUGGUUUGAAUUCUCUGAAGAAACAAGAUCACGUAAGCUUCAGUUAUGUUAAAGAAAUGAACUACCUGACACCGUCCUAAAAAUAACUACUGAAAUUGUCAAUAGAAUUAAAGUUGGAUCCAAUGAAACAUUACAGGAACUUCAGAAGAAGAGAAGGAACGCCUUUUACAUUGCGUUGUAAUUGGAGGUGGACCUACUGGGGUGGAAUUCAGUGGCGAAUUGAGUGACUUUAUCAUGAGAGAUGUCCAUCAGCGGUACGCUCAUGUCAAAAACUACAUUCGUGUUACUCUCAUUGAGGCGAAUGAGAUUUUGUCAUCAUUUGAUAUCGGAUUAAGGCAAUAUGCUACAAAGCACUUAACAAAGGUUGGAGUUCGCCUUGUACGAGGUGUUGUCAAGGAGGUGCAUCCGAAUAAGAUCAUUCUUAGUGAUGGAAGUGAUGUUCCUUAUGGCCUCCUUGUCUGGUCUACUGGAGUUGGUCCAUCAGAAUUUGUUAAAUCACUAAAUCUUCCCAAGUCUCCUGGUGGAAGAAUUGGUGUUGAUGAAUGGCUACGAGUUCCAUCCAUUGAGGAUGUGUUUGCACUUGGAGAUUGUGCUGGUUUUCUUGAACAGACAGGGAGGCCAGUUCUUCCAGCUCUAGCUCAGGUUGCAGAACGGGAAGGGAAAUAUCUUGUUGAAUUGUUCAACAGAAUUGGCAAGGAGAGUGGAGGCAAGGCUUUCUCUGCAAAAGAAAUGGCUCUAGGAGAGCCAUUUGUGUACAAGCAUCUUGGAAGCAUGGCGUCUGUUGGGCGUUACAAGGCACUGGUUGAUCUUCGUCAAACGAAGGACGCGAAGGGAAUUUCACUUGCGGGAUUCAUGAGCUGGUUGAUUUGGCGCUCUGCCUACCUGACUCGAGUUUUAAGCUGGAGGAACAGAUUUUAUGUCGCAGUUAACUGGGGAACAACACUGGUCUUUGGCAGAGAUAAUUCAAGAAUAGGAUGAAACCACACUAUCCUAAUCAUAAUGCAAUUGCCUACUCUUUAGCUUGUGGAUUUGAACCAGUUACUAUUUACAAGUUUUCCGCGGGCAUUUCUUUUUACUCAUCACUUGGUCGCAGCAAGGAUGAGAUGAUUUUAAUAGCAUUCUUUACCUUUCUUGCA
This is a messenger RNA of Olea europaea var. sylvestris, 1375 nucleotides long. RefSeq names its product internal alternative NAD(P)H-ubiquinone oxidoreductase A1, mitochondrial-like. Lineage: Eukaryota; Viridiplantae; Streptophyta; Magnoliopsida; Lamiales; Oleaceae. Gene Ontology annotation, molecular function: NADH dehydrogenase activity. The record is from RefSeq and is a predicted model, not a curated record. Bases 474 to 1217 code for a protein of 247 amino acids. The transcript is spliced from 6 exons.